Clunio marinus is the source of this 540-nucleotide messenger RNA. The record is from the annotation of a GenBank genome assembly. NCBI's taxonomy places the organism in Eukaryota, Metazoa, Arthropoda, Insecta, Diptera, Chironomidae.
AUGAUUUGCAAUCGUUACAAAUUAUCAUUAAAUCAAAUUUCAUCAGAAUAUGUUAAAAUCUCAAAGGAAAAUAAUUCACAUGCAUUAUCACAAGCAUUUGUGAUAGAUCUGAAGCAGUUGGAUCAAAGCCUUUUGAUAUGUAGAAGCAUACGUACAUGCACACAAAUGCUAAACUUUAGCUUUUCAUUGUUGUUCAUAACUUCAUAUUUUCAAACUGCACUAUUCAUCAUCAAACAUAGUUCAACUCAUUUCAAUUUUAGAAUCGACUUUGAUGAUGCUUCAGCUCGAGCAGGAAAGUUAGCAAAGUCUGCUGUACUAGCUGCGUUAGAAGAGGAAGAACGUGAGAAACGUGGACAAAAACCUGAGUCGAUAGAGUUAAGUUAUGUUGAAAGAUGCACGCAAUAUUGUAGAUUUGAAUGCAUUUGCGUACCAAAACGUUAUUUCACUUUUAUUUGCAUAAUCAAUUUGAAUUUUGCUUUAGUUAUACGCGUUGCAAUGUUGAAUAAGUUUACACAUCAACAACGACGACAUAAUGUUUGA